AUAGUUCCAAGAAUAGCAUGAUAUAAUGUUACGCAGAACAUCUCAAGCUCGUAUUUGGCGAGAUUUUCGCAUGAGUGAAUGUGUGGCUGAUGCUGCAUGCAAGAAAAUGCAAGUGACUCGUCAAGUGGAUAAAUGUAUACACCUUGUGGAUGAGCUUAAGUGUCUCUUGUAAGAUCCGUCGAAACAAACACGGCCACGCCAUUAUCCGCGAUUAGAUACCAACGUCGAAAUUUUCGGCUUGUCGGUAUAUCCCGUGCAUGAUACGCGUAAGCAAUCAGACAAACAACUGCUCUUCAUCAGAAUUAUGGACUAGGACCAAAUGGCAUGAGUACCAGUCCACAGCCAAGUGCCAUGAGCAUCCAGGGCCACAUAUUCCAAAUCAAAACUGCUGACGUCCAGACGUUCUACGAAAUCCAUCAGCCUACAUCUACAGCAUCAAAAGUCAUCAAAAUCACUAGCGAUAUGUGGCAUGUGCAUGUACGCUCAAUCAUUGCGGUCCCCUCCAUGUGGCUCUUUGAGCCAGGAAAGCACCGCACCCAAGAUUGCUCGCUUUCUUCUCCGUUUUCGUUCCUCAGGUCCCCGGCAGUCGUGAGCCCACGCCCGAAGGCGUAACCUCGUACCAGGUACUCGUUUUAAGUGUGGAAGAACCCGAACGUGAUAUUUGCGUUGUUCAUGGAGAAGAAAAAAGGAAAAGAAAAAGAAAAAAAAA
Trichoderma asperellum CBS 433.97 is the source of this 709-nucleotide messenger RNA. The record is from RefSeq and is a predicted model, not a curated record. NCBI's taxonomy places the organism in Eukaryota, Fungi, Ascomycota, Sordariomycetes, Hypocreales, Hypocreaceae.